UUCGAUCACAGUCUGUAUUACCUUCAAUUACAAGAUUCACUUUCACCUCUCCACUCAAGAACGUGAUAACACUCAUCAUCAUCUUCAAUAAUGGAGAUCCGCGAACACGGAAGGGGCCACGUUCGACCAAAAGUCGUCACGUGUCGGCAUCCCGUUUGUCUGGUUUUGCCGUUUAUAAGUAUGCGAGCGAGUUUGGGUGUUAAGGUGUCGUUUGGUGUUAUCGGUGUGAGUGUGAUAUUUGCAGUGCUGAAAAUGUCGCAGUUGUUGGACAAAGCUAAAACUUACGUCGCGGACAAAGUGGCGAACAUGCCGAAGCCAGAGGCGACGGUGGCCGACGUGGAUUUCCAAAAGGUCAGCCGCGAGAGCGUCCAGUACUUGGCCAAGGUUUCCGUCUCUAAUCCUUAUGCCACUCCGCUUCCUAUUUGUGAGAUCAAGUACUCCUUCAAAAGUGCAGACAGGGAGGUAGCAUCAGGGACGAUACCAGACCCAGGGUCGUUGAAGGCGAAGGAUUCAACAAUGUUGGAUGUGCCAGUGAAGGUGCCACACACGGUGUUACUGAGCUUGGCAAGGGACAUUGGUGCAGAUUGGGACAUUGAUUAUCAGUUGGAUAUUUGGCUCAUCAUUGACCUUCCUGUCAUCGGCAACAUUACCAUUCCUCUUUCUCAGAAGGGAGAGAUCAAGCUCCCAACCCUCAGAGACAUGUUUGCCUAAUCGCUAUUCCAACAAAUUACUUUUCUGUUUCAGUACUUCACUCUGCAUUUUCUUCUUUUCCUCAAUGAAUGCUAUAACAAACGUCAUGGUAUUUCAAAAUACAGAUAAUUAUCCCCUUUACAAGUAAUAUCAACAAUUCUACUCC
Molecule: messenger RNA, 856 nt
Organism: Vigna angularis (adzuki bean)
Lineage: Eukaryota; Viridiplantae; Streptophyta; Magnoliopsida; Fabales; Fabaceae
Product: desiccation protectant protein Lea14 homolog
Exons: 3
Coding region: 91-711 (206 amino acids)
Biological process (GO): response to desiccation
Cellular component (GO): cytosol
Source: RefSeq, a predicted model, not a curated record